AUGGCAUUACACCAAAGGCCUCGGGGAAGUUCUAAGCUCGAGGAGCUACUACCAAGUUUACUCAUUCUCAAGGGCCUGGAGUCUGGGGACAUUUCGAAGAAAGACGCCGAGUUCAGUCGGGUCGUUCACGGGGUACAUCAUGAACGGCGGACAAGGACGACACCUGCCCGGAAGCCUCAACGCACUCCGAACACACUGGUGAACCAACGGAUUACCAACGGCAGACCCUUCCGCUUCUUCGAACUACCGCAAGAGAUUAGGGAUGAGGUCUACUCUCACCUUGUCGUUCGCAAGACCUCGCGUUCCAUCCCAAUACUUGACGCAACGGCAAUACUGAAUGACCGCAAGAAACGCCUCACUGCACGAAAGUCUCGGGAGCGGCUGAACCAACGACGGCUUUCGAUUGGAAAACGCCCACUAUGUCCCCGUACAGCCGAUCCCGAGCCAAUCUUGCACCUGGAACUCCUCCGAGCGUCCCAAAGACUAGCUGACGAAGCAACCGAUUGCAUGUACACCAACAACUGGUUUGCCAUCUCACUCAACAAGCUCCCAGUCCCUACUUAUGAAGUCCCACAAGGCUGGGAUCUAUCACGCGUCAAACGGUUGCAAGUGGAAGUUCAGCUAAAGGAUGCUAUACGAAUGAACCGCUACGUCGACUGGGCUUCUUUCUUCUCUGCUUUUUCAUCUCUACAGUUUCUGCGUAUUGUUCCAACGCUUCAUCCGCGGUAUUACGAGUGGUCGCAUCCAGAGUUCUACGGUUGGUCCACAACGCCCUUUGUCCACAAGGCGUUCUUUAGGGAGCUGCUCGCGGCUAUACCGGGUUACGUGGACCUAAGGAUUGGACUGCCGAUGGACAGUGCGGCAGAUGACGUGCAGAUGCAAGGGGAGAUCGAUGUGAACCGGAAGUACUUGUGGGAUAUGUAUGUAGAGUUGGGAAGCAGGUUUGACGGCGCUGGUAGGCUACUGGAAGUGGAAAGGAUUGUAUCAUAA
Messenger RNA from Alternaria atra, 990 nucleotides. RefSeq lists its product as uncharacterized. The transcript has a single exon. The coding region runs from base 1 to 990 and encodes 329 amino acids. Lineage: Eukaryota; Fungi; Ascomycota; Dothideomycetes; Pleosporales; Pleosporaceae. The record is from RefSeq and is a predicted model, not a curated record.